GCAAAGACCAGAUGACCAUCGGCGAAAAUGGAACAGAGAGGAAUACGAGCGGUUGGCGCUCCAACGUCUCCAGGAGGAGAUCGCCGAGGAAGAACUGGGUAUUCCAAAGCAACCUGCGGUGAAGAGAGAACUGCUGAAACAGCGAGAUUAUAAAGUUGAUUUGGAGUCGAAACUUGGGAAGAGUGUAGUCAUUAAUAAAAAUACACCUUCUUCGCAAACUGGAGGAUAUUAUUGCAAUGUUUGUGAUUGUGUUGUAAAAGAUUCAAUAAAUUUCUUGGAUCACAUAAAUGGCACUAAACAUCAAAGAAAUUUGGGAAUGUCGAUGAAAGUCGAAAGAUCGACAUUAGAACAAGUAAAAGCUCGUUUCAAUGCAAAUAAAAAAAAAAUGGAAGAAAAGAAGAAAGAUUAUGACCUGGAGCAACGAGUUAAGGAAUUAAAAGAAGAGGAAGAAAAAAUAAAAGAGUAUAGAAAGGAGAAGAGAAAAGACAAGAAACGGAAAAUUGAAGAAGCCAAUGAAGAAGAAGGUAGCGGUGGCGAUGAAAUGGCAGCAAUUAUGGGAUUUUCAGGCUUUGGAUCGAAGAAAAAAAAAUAA
Molecule: messenger RNA, 592 nt
Organism: Cotesia congregata
Lineage: Eukaryota; Metazoa; Arthropoda; Insecta; Hymenoptera; Braconidae
Source: the annotation of a GenBank genome assembly